GAGAUGCAAACUUUGUGACCUUACCCCCACUAAAGCAGUGUCUCGUUUCAGUCUCAAUAGAUAUUUAAUCUCUGAUCAUUAUGGGUAUAAGAUUAUCAACUGCCUCAGAGGUUGAGGAGUGUACUGGUGGUAGCCUAGCCUAGCAUUCCCUCUUUGGUGAUCUGGGGGUAGCCUAGCAUUCCCUCUUUGGUGGUAGCCUAGCGUUCCCUCUUUGGUGAUCUGGGGGUAGCCUAGCAUUCCCUCUUUGGUGGUAGCCUAGCAUUCCCUCUUUGGUGAUCUGGUGGUGAUCUGGUGGUAGCCUAGCCUAGCGUACCCUCUUUGGUGAUCUGGUGGUAGCCUAGCCUAGCGUACCCUCUUUGGUGAUCUGGUGGUAGCCUAGCCUAGCGUACCCUCUUUGGUGAUCUGGUGGUAGCCUAGCGUAGCCUCUUUGGUGAUCUGGUGGUAGCCUCUUUGGUGAUAUGGUGGUAGCCUAGCCUAGCAUACCCGCUGCUGAUCUGGUGGUAGCCUAGCGUACCCUCUUUGGUGGUAGCCUAGCCUAGCAUACCCUCUUUGGUGAUCUGGUGGUAGCUCCUCAGGGCCCUCUCUCUCCCCAGCCUCUCUGCUCCUCAAGGCCCUGACCUCGGCCCACAUUCCUCACUCCUCCCCAACUCACGGCUGUCCUACCUUAUCUGUUGACUGAAACCAGACUGUGGCCCUUCUCCUCUCCAUAGGAUACCUGAGAUGUAACAAUAACCUGUUCUGACAGAAUGUAAACAUCCUACUCUCAGUAGAUUUCCAUACCCUCAGUUCUAAUAUGAUAUCAUGAAUAAGGAUGUUUGGUUUACUUACUUCUUCAACUAGUCCUUCAACCAUUACUUCUUCAACUAGUCCUGCUACAAUUACUUCUUCAACUAGUCCUGCUACCAUUACUUCUUCAACUAGUCCUGCUACCAUUACUUCUUCAACUAGUCCUGCUACCAUUACUUCUUCAACUAGUCCUGCUACCAUUACUUCUUCAACUAGUUCUGCUACCAUUACUUCUUCAACUAGUUCUGCUACCAUUACUUCUUCAACUAAUCCUGCUACCAUUACUUCUUCAACUAAUCUUGCUACCAUUACUUCUUCAACUAGUCCUGCUACCAUUACUUCUUCAACUAGUCCUGCUACCAUUACUUCUUCAACUAGUCCUGCUACCAUUACUUCUUCAACUAGUCCUGCUACCAUUACUUCUUCAACUAGUUCUGCUACCAUUACUUCUUCAACUAAUCUUGCUACCAUUACUUCUUAAACUAGUCCUGCUACCAUUACUUCUUCAACUAGUCCUGCUACCAUGACUUCUUCAACUAGUCCUGCUACCAUUACUUCUUCAACUAGUCCUGCUACCAUUACUUCUUCAACUAGUCCUGCUACCAUUACUUCUUCAACUAGUCCUGCUACCAUGACUUCUUCAACUAGUCCUGCUACCAUUACUUCUUCAACUAGUCCUGCUACCAUGACCUCUUCAACUAGUCCUGCUACCAUGACUUCUUCAACUAGUCCUGCUACCAUGACUUCUUCAACUAGUCCUGCUACCAUUACUUCUUCAACUAGUCCUGCUACCAUUACUUCUUCAACUAGUCCUUCUACCAUUACUUAUUCAACUAGUCCUGCUACCAUUACUUCUUCAACUAGUCCUGCUACCAUUACUUCUUCAACUAGUCCUGCUACCAUUACUUCUUCAACUAGUUCUUCUACCAUUACUUCUUCAACUAGUUUUGCUACCAUUACUUAUUCAACUAAUCUUGCUACCAUUACUUCUUCAACUAGUCCUGCUACCAUUACUUCUUCAACUAGUCCUGCUACCAUUACUUCUUCAACUAGUCCUGCUACCAUUACUUCUUCAACUAGUCCUGCUACCAUUACUUCUUCAACUAGUCCUGCUACCAUUACUUCUUCAACUAGUCCUGCUACCAUUACUUCUUCAACUAGUCCUGCUACCAUUACUUCUUCAACUAGUCCUGCUACCAUUACUUCUUCAACUAGUCCUGCUACCAUUACUUCUUCAACUAGUCCUGCUACCAUUACUUCUUCAACUAGUCCUGCUACCAUUACUUCUUCAACUAGUCUUGCUACCAUUACUUCUUCAACUAGUCCUGCUACCAUUACUUCUUCAAUGAGUCCGGCUACCAUUACUUCUUCAACUAGUCCUGCUACCAUUACUUCUCCAACUAGUCCGGCUACCAUUACUUCUUCAACUAGUCCUGCUACCAUUACUUCUUCAACUAGUCCUGCUACCAUUACUUCUUCAACCAGUCCUGCUACCAUUACUUCUUCAACUAGUCCUGCUACCAUUACUUCUUCAACUAGUCCUGCUACCAUUACUUCUUCAACUAGUCCUGCUACCAUUACUUCUUCAACUAGUUCUGCUACCAUUACUUCUUCAACUAGUCCUGCUACCAUUACUUCUUCAACUAGUUCUGCUACCAUUACUUCUUCAACUCCACUCCUUUCUUCCACUCUUUUCACUGUCUCCAGAGAGGAGACAUGCUGGACAGUCCUUAUUCUAACCACCUCCAGAGAGGAGACAUACUGGACAGUCCUUAUUCUAACCACCUCCAGAGAGGAGACAUGCUGGACAGUCCUUAUUCUAACCACCUCCAGAGAGGAGACAUGCUGGACAGUCCUUAUUCUAACCACCUCCAGAGAGGAGACAUGCUGGACAGUCCUUAUUCUAACCACCUCCAGAGAGGAGACAUGCUGGACAGUCCUUAUUCUAACCACCUCCAGAGAGGAGACAUACUGCACAAUUAAUAGGACACGGCACACACAGCCUAGCCUAGAUCAGCUGGUGAACUGCAGGGGGAGCAGGAAAUGGGGUGUGGGCAGACAAGCAGAUACAUCUCGCUUGGUUAGCUAACCAGUCACCACCAGCCUUCUAGUUAGAUACCCCUUUUGACUGGUUAAGAAACGCAAGCUGUUUUACUAAACUAAAAAAAACAAUAGCAACAUUAAGUUUCAAUAGUAAAACAACAGUCUGCUAUGUUUUUUACAUCCUUGACUAUUAAAACGCUGUUGAAUUUGUAUCAAUUCAAUUCAAGGGGCUUUAUUGGCAUGGGAAACAUGUGUUAACAUUGCCAAAGCAAGUGAGGUAGACAAUACACAAAAGUGAAACAAACAAUACAAAUUAACAGUAAACAUUACACAUACAGAAGUUUCAAAACAAUAAAGACAUUACAAAUGUCAUAUUAUAUAUAUACAGUGUUGUAACAAUGUACAAAUCGCUCAACCCUUUGCACUUUUCUCCUUAGGUUCUGUAGCCAAUGUAGUAGCCAAGUCUUCCUCUUUUCCUCAGAGAUAACAUCUUCAUUCUAUCCCUAACCAUUCAUAAGAUAUCACCCAUAAUAUUUUUUAAAUGUAAUUAGUCAAGUACUAAUUCUUAUUGACAAUGAUGACCUACCGGGGAACAGUGGGUUAAACUGCCUUGUUCAGGGACAGAACAACAGAUUUUUUUUACCUUGUCAGUUUAGGUAUUUGAUCUAGCAACCUUUUGGUUACUGGCACAAACGCUCUAACCACUAGGCUACCUGCCACCCACACCAGUGAUAUGUUCUUCUACAAGUUUAGAUAGCUGGCUAGAUAAACUACCAAUCAAAACAUUUCUAGCUGACAUGGCUAAUUGAGUGACUGACAUAAAAGGAAAAACUGCUGAUGUUAAAAAAUAAAACUUGAAAUUUCA
Messenger RNA from Salvelinus fontinalis (brook trout), 3694 nucleotides. RefSeq lists its product as uncharacterized. Lineage: Eukaryota; Metazoa; Chordata; Actinopteri; Salmoniformes; Salmonidae. Bases 1310 to 2875 code for a protein of 521 amino acids. The transcript has a single exon. The record is from RefSeq and is a predicted model, not a curated record.